Messenger RNA from Dichotomopilus funicola, 750 nucleotides. RefSeq lists its product as uncharacterized. The transcript has 3 exons. Gene Ontology annotation, molecular function: U1 snRNA binding. Lineage: Eukaryota; Fungi; Ascomycota; Sordariomycetes; Sordariales; Chaetomiaceae. Gene Ontology annotation, biological process: mRNA splicing, via spliceosome. Bases 1 to 750 code for a protein of 249 amino acids. The record is from RefSeq and is a predicted model, not a curated record. Gene Ontology annotation, cellular component: U1 snRNP.
AUGGCUGCGCAACAGCCCAUCGCUACGGUAUACGUCCGUAAUCUAGAAGAGCGCGUCAAGCCAGAGUUGAUCAAGGAGGCGCUGAACGCCAUUUUCUCCGAGUAUGGCAACGUGAUCGACAUCGUGGCCAAGACGAACCUCAAGGCCAAAGGUCAGGCCUUUGUCGUGUUCGACAAGCCCGAGUCGGCGCUGGCCGCCAUUGAGGAUGUUCACGGCUUCGAGCUGUUUGAGAAGCCAAUGCAGGUCGCACUGGCUCGUACUCGCAGCGAUGCUACCGUGAUGCAGAACGGAAAUGAAGAGGAGUUUGACGCCCACAAACGCCGGCGUAUGGCUGAAAAAGACAAGAAGAAAGCACUCGAAACCGCCGAAGAACAAAAGCGCCUCAAACGACCCGUCCCCGGCGGUGCAGCCGCUGCCGAAGCCGGUGGACGUCCGGCCAAGAACGCCCGUGGUGCGGGCCUCAAAUCCACCGGUGCCGGCCCCGCUGCCGUUGUGCCCGACGAGUAUCUACCACCAAAUCGGAUUCUCUUCGUGCAGAACCUCCCCGACGAUUUCGACAAAGAGACGCUCACCGACAUCUUCGGGCGAUUCGAAGGGUUCCGCGAAGUGCGGACGGUGCCGGGCCGCAGCGGGAUUGCCUUUGUGGAGUACGAGGCGGAGGCCGGGGCGAUCACAGCGAAGGAGAACACUGCGGGGAUGCCGCUCAAGAAUGGCGAGAAGAUGAUGAAGGUGACGUACCAGAGGCAGUAA